AUGGGCUUCGGGAAGAUCCGGGAGCUCCACUUUCACCGGCUCGUCGAGAAUUUGAAGUACGACUGGCGACCGCUGCACUUGGAGAAGCGCCAGGAGCUGCGGCAGCUGGAGAGGGCCUGUGACGCAGAUGACCUUGGCCGUGCGAUGCUUGUGGAAAGCAUCCAGUGGGGAAGCCGUCAGCUGCAGCGCGACUCGAUGCUACGCCUGAACUCUCGGGCCGACUUCCUUUUGAUGUCAGAGCUCGGCGAGCUUCCCCUCCCCGAGAAGCUCGAAAUCGGCCGGCCCCGGGACGCUCGGAAGCUUCGGCCGAAAGGCCUCCGAGAGGCCCUGCGCGAAGCGGGCAUCUACUGGCUCCGCGAGCCGGAGGCAGUCGUUCUGCAGCAGGAGCGCCUCAGAAAAGAGGAAGGCGAGGGCUCCGAGAGCUGGGAGGAGGCCUUGGCCGAUGCCUUUGUGAUCGACUCCGGGGGCCACUUCUCGAAGAUCGGCUCGGGAACUUUGAGGACACAUCAUGUCUUCCACGUGACGAAGAAGAUCAACGAGACCUUGCGCUGCAAGGCAGAGGCGAAGGGAGGCUUGCUCCCUGCGUCGAUCUCGAGGUCGGAGUUUGCCAGCAUCCUCAAUGCGGGCAGCAUCAUGUGGCUGACGCGCGAGCAGAUGGACGUCAUCUUCUCUGUGAUUGGAGGUCAAGAUGCAGAGGCCGGGAUCAGCCUCAGCGACUGGGUCUCCCGUUUCUCCUGGGAUCCGAUGCAGGCGGCCACGGAGGUUCAGCGGGUUCUGGAUGUGUGGGCCCGGCGCUUUGCCGAAAAAAGAGCCGUGCCGUACUUCCGGGGCUGGAGUGUGCAGAACCAGGGACGCGCCGCGUAUUACCCUCCUGCCCGGCCUCGGAGCUUGCACUUCUGGGAUUUCCAUAUGGUGCUCACGGACAUGGGGGUGCAUUGGCUAAGCUUGGAGCAGCAGCGCCUCUUGUUCCAGUCGCUGGAUGCGAAUCGCAAUGGCCGCGUGGAGGUGGAGGAGUUGCAGGGUUUCGCUGACAAGAGGGUGGAAGUUGAGAUGAAAAGGGUGGAGCACAUGGCCUCGGCGGGGGAGGAUGACUCAGAUGUUGAAGAGGCUCCAGAAGAUGGCGGCCAGACAGAGGCCGCGGCAGAGGCGGAGGGAUCGGAGGCUGAGGAGGCUAUGGAGGCUGAGGACGAGGCCGAUCCGGAGAGCCCUGCAACGAAGUACACAGCUUCCGAAUUCUACGACGAGGCUUCCGAGAACUUCGAGGACAGGGAGGUGCCGAAGGAAUCCGAGGGGAGUCCUGAGAUGCAGCAAAGCCUGCAGCUCUCUGAAGCCCCGAGUCAUGACUACAGUGGUUCCCUCUCGCAAAGUGAGAGUCCUCAGAGCCCUGGUCCGGACAGCCCAGCAAGCGGAUACCCCGACUCCUUCGAAAGCCCUUGA
Symbiodinium necroappetens is the source of this 1437-nucleotide messenger RNA. NCBI's taxonomy places the organism in Eukaryota, Dinophyceae, Suessiales, Symbiodiniaceae. The record is from the annotation of a GenBank genome assembly.